This is a messenger RNA of Fulvia fulva, 1557 nucleotides long. Its product is annotated as MFS-type transporter oryC. The transcript is spliced from 5 exons. Gene Ontology annotation, cellular component: membrane. Gene Ontology annotation, biological process: carbohydrate transport; transmembrane transport. Gene Ontology annotation, molecular function: carbohydrate:proton symporter activity. The coding region runs from base 1 to 1557 and encodes 518 amino acids. The record is from RefSeq and is a predicted model, not a curated record. NCBI's taxonomy places the organism in Eukaryota, Fungi, Ascomycota, Dothideomycetes, Mycosphaerellales, Mycosphaerellaceae.
AUGAGCUUUUCACGAUUCUUCUUCGCGAGUGGCGAGGAAGCUGAUCACUCGAGGAAAAGGAUCAAUGGCUACAACCUAUGGAUGAUGCUCUUCGUCUCACUUGGCUCACUCUGCUAUGGGUACACUGCCAAUGUCAUCAGCGCAACUCUUGCGCAGCCUACAUUCAUUACAUACUUCGACCUCGAUACACGAUCAGAUGCUACGGCACUGCUGUCAGCCACGAAUGGUAUUUUCCAGACUGGUGGCGUACUCGGAACCCUUACGCUGUCAUGGUGGAGCGACAGUUUUGGCAGAAAGGGCGGACUUGCCAUUAGCGUUUUGUUGAUCACGAUCUCUGGAGCUAUCCUGGCUGGCAGCACUGAUAUCGCCAUGUUCUUGGUCUUUCGAUUCUUCGCCGGUGCAGGAGCUUUCAUGAUCCUGACAGCAGUGCCCAUCUGGAUGGCCGAAGUUGUUUCACCAUACCUGCGUGGUGCCUUGGUCCAGCUUCAUGCCAUCAUGCUGGUGCUAGGAUACAACUUCGCCAGUUGGCUGGGGUACGGUAUCUACCACUGGAAGGACGGCGGAAACGCCACCUGGCUUGUGCCAUUCGCUGUACAGUGCGUCUGGCCACUUUGCUUACUGAGUGGCCUGUACUUCGUGCCAGAGUCUCCUCGGUGGCUGAUCCUCAACGGACGCCGCGAAGAAGCGGAGAAGAUACUCUGCAAGCUGCAUGACGAUCCCGCCGACUCAACCAACUCUUAUGCCCACGCGGAGUACCUUCAGAUCACCAAGCAGCUCGAUGUCGAUAGAACACUCCCUAGCGGAUGGUUGCACAUAUUCCAAAAGACAUCACUUCGAAAGCGUGCUCUCAUCACUAUUGGUACUACUGGUGCCAUCCAGUGCUCAGGCAUACUGGUCAUCAACAACUACGGCCCCAUGCUGUACAGUAACCUGGGAUUCAACACUGAGACGACACUACUAUAUGGUGCAGCUUGGCUGACAUUGGCCUUGGGCCUGAACCUAUGUGUAAUGCUCCUCAACGACCACUUCCCACGUAACAAGUUCAUGGCCAUCGGCGUCCUCGGCUGCAUGAUCGUGCUGAGUGCCGAAGCUGGAAUCAUCGCUCAAUGGCUCGGCACCACGAAUCUCGCCGCUAUGCGGGCCGGUGUUGCUAUGUUGUUCUUAAUCGAGCUCCCCUACGACUUCUUCCUCAACGGGAUGCAGUUCAUCUACAUUUCGGAAAUAUGGCCCAUGCAUCUCCGAGCGAAGGGCAUGUCCCUAGGUGUGGCAAUGACCUCGUUCAUGAACAUUGUUUGGCUGCAGUCCGCUCCCACUGCCAUGGCGAAUAUAGGCUGGAAGUACUAUCUUGCAUUCAUCAUCCCAGGCACUAUCGGAGCGGUCGUCAUGUGGAUCUACUGCCCCGAUACCCUCGGCAAACCACUUGAGGAGACAGCGGCACUCUUUGGUGACCAGGAUGAGGUCGCAGCGUACAUGCGUAACAUCGCUACCGACGACCCCGAAACGGGCACAUCAGGAAAGACAGAAGAGCAAACCUUUACGAUUGAGAAAAUAGAAUAA